AUGUCGUACAAGUAUACCGAGAAAUUUCAACUUAAAGAGAAACUUGAUUGGAGAACCAAUUGUUCAUUUAUAAGUCUCAUUCCAGAAAAAGAAUUAAAGAAAGUGAUCCCAAAGUUGACACUUGAGAAUCAAGGGGCAUUUUUAAAAGAUAGACAAAUAUUGGAUGGAAUUUUGGUAGCUGGAGAAUUAAUUGAUGCAAGACUAAAGAGUGGAGUUCCAGGUGUACUAUGUAAAUUGGAUUUACACAGAGCAUUUGACAAUGUUAGUUGGCACACUAUAAUACAUGUGUUAAGAGCUUCUGGAUUUGGAGAAAAGUGGAUCAACUGGAUUGAAUGGUGUGUCAACUCUGCACAACAUUCAGUUUUAAUAAAUGGUUCCUCAACUGAGAAAUUUCAACCUCAGAAAGGGUUCUCCAUAAAUAAUGGACUAGCAGUGUCUCAUUUACAAUAUGCAGAUGACACUCUAGUGUUUCUAGAUGCUAAAGAAGAAGAGGCUGAGAACCUUCUCAUCAUUUUACAGAUUUUUGAAGCAAUGACAGGGCUAAAGGUGAAGUUAUCCAAAAGUUCAAUCCUCAGUGUUGGAGCAGAUGAAAAAAUUUAG
Molecule: messenger RNA, 600 nt
Organism: Papaver somniferum (opium poppy)
Lineage: Eukaryota; Viridiplantae; Streptophyta; Magnoliopsida; Ranunculales; Papaveraceae
Exons: 3
Coding region: 1-600 (199 amino acids)
Source: RefSeq, a predicted model, not a curated record